This is a messenger RNA of Brassica oleracea var. oleracea, 2708 nucleotides long. Its product is annotated as protein NETWORKED 2C. Bases 81 to 2621 code for a protein of 846 amino acids. The transcript is spliced from 2 exons. The record is from RefSeq and is a predicted model, not a curated record. Gene Ontology annotation, molecular function: actin binding. NCBI's taxonomy places the organism in Eukaryota, Viridiplantae, Streptophyta, Magnoliopsida, Brassicales, Brassicaceae.
UAUAUUGAAGUAAAUAUGAGAUCGUCUUCAAUGUAUUGAUUUAAAAACAAUAACAAAAAAAAAGGUUAAGAGAAUAAAAAAUGUUAAGAAGAGCUGCGAGCAAUGCGUAUUCAUGGUGGUGGGCAAGCCACGUCCGAACCAAACAAUCCAAAUGGCUCGACGAAAACCUCCAAGAUAUUGAGGAGAAGGUGCAAUACGCACUUAAGCUAUUGGAAGACGAAGGUGACUCCUUCGCAAAGCGUGCUGAAAUGUAUUACAAGAGAAGACCCGAACUAAUCAGUUUCGUGGAAGAAUCGUUCAAGGCUUACCGCGCUUUAGCUGAACGCUACGAUCACAUCUCCAAGGAGCUUCAAAACGCAAACACGACCAUCGCAUCCGUUUUCCCCGACCAAGUCCCCGAGUUCGCCAUGAACGAAGACGAUUACUCAGCUGUCUCUCCUAGAAGCCGUAAAACGCAGACAGACGCGAUGUUGUCCUCGAAUAAGAAUGUUCCAAAGGUUCCUAACUUGCCUAUGAAAGACUCUGAGGCAACAAAGAUGUUUAAGUCAAGGCUAGCUAACAACAAAGAACAUGGUGGUGAGUUGUCUGAAGUUGUUGUUAACAAGUCCGGUCUGAGCAAAACCGAGGCGGUCGAAGAGAUUGAUAAGUUGCAGAAAGAGAUUCUUGUUUUGCAAACCGAGAAAGAGUUUGUGAAGAGCUCGUAUGAGAACGCGCUUGCGAAAUAUUGGGAGAUUGAGAAUCGUAUCAUGGAGAUACAAAGGAGGGUUUGUGCUUUGCAAGACGAGUUUGAUGAAGGUGCUGUUGUUAUAGAAGAUAAAGAAGCUCAGGUUCUGAUGUCAAACACAGCUCUCAAAUCAUGCCAAGAGAAGUUGGAUGAGCUGAGAGAGAAACAUGAGGAGAAUGUGAAAGAAACUGAGAUCAUAAGAAAAGAGAUAAGUGAUUCAAAAGAGGAGAUUGAUAAACAUUCUGAUGAUGGAACAAGAACUCAAAGAAGUGGAGAAGUGAAAAAGGAAGAGAAGGAGAAAAAGGUAACUGAACAUGAGGUGGUGGUGGUGGAUGGUUCAUGCCUUACCAUAACAGAUGUUGCUGAUAAUAUAGAUGAGCUUGUGAAUGAUGUGAUGAAUCUGGAGAGCUUGUUCUCAUCUCAAGCAGCUUUGAUACAAAGGCUAAGAGAAGAGAUUGAUGAUCUCAAGGCACAGAUUGAAGCCCUUAAAGAGAAUAAUAACUCAUCUCAAAGUGAUGCUGACAUGAGGAAGAGGCUGAGAGAGAUGGAGGAAAAGCUGAAUGGUAUUAAUGGUAUAGACAAGGCGGUCGAGGAACAGAGUCAGAACAUUGAAAUACACCUUACAAGAGCACAUAUUAAACUAACUUUCUUGUCUAACAAGUUAAAGGGCUUAAACCAAGAAGGAGAAGAAGAAGAAUCAAAGGAUACUAAUGUGCCAAUCCCAAGUGCAACAUCUUUGAAUGAUACAAAGGAAAACAUUGAUGAUUCAGUUGUGUCUGAAGAUGUUGAACCAGCAUCUGAUGUGGUUAUUGCUGAAAAAGAAAAUACAGAAAAUGAAGUUUUAUUAUUGUCACCAAAGUCAGGCAUUGAAACUGAAGAUGAAGUGUUUCUUCAGAAGCUUCUUGCACAUGGGAUUGAAGGAAGAGAGAAACAUCUCUUAACAGAAUACACAAAGGUACUUAGAAACUACAAGGAAGUGAAAAAGAUGUUAGAAGAAACAGAAACAAGACUCAAGAGCGAAAACACCUUGAAAGACGAACAAGUCAGAGUCUUAAACCAUAAACUCAACCUCCUCCUUCAAGGUAAAAAUGAUGGUGAUGGUCUUCAAAAGUCUAUAGCCAAGGAACAACAACAGAAAGAGCAAUUGUUCAUGCUGAUUUACAAAGAAGAUAAUGCGAUAAACGCUAUAGCUGGACAAAACCAUAUGUUGUUGUCACCAAAAGAACAGCUGUUUGGAGCAAGAGUUGAUGCAUUGCUAAGCGAGAACUUGAACUUGCUGGUGAGGUUUAGCAACUCGUUUGGACAGAUACAACAGUUUGAUACUGGGAUCAAGGACCUACAAGUUGAGUUAAUGAAAAUCAUAGACCAAAAGAAUCAAGAUAAGCCUUCUAUAAGAUCAAACGUUCGUCCCAUAUACAAACACCUCAACGAGAUACGCACUGAGCUAACCAUCUGGCUAGAGAAAAGCUUGCUGCUCAAGGAAGAGAUCAACUCGAGAGCUUCAACUCUAAACAACAUACAAAACGAAAUAACAGAAGCUCUCAAAACAGAUUCUGAAGAUCCGGAAACGAAGUUUACGAUCUACCAAGGAGCUAAGUUCGAAGGCGAGGUUUCGAACAUGCAAAAGGAGAACAACAGGAUCGCAGAAGAGCUUCAAACGGGUUUGGAUCAAGUUGAGAAACUGCAGCGAGAAGCUGAUAAGACGCUUGGGAAACUGAGCGAGGAGUUUUCGCUUUCUGAGUCAAAGAACCGUUCCAGUACAAGGUCUACGCAAGAUAGCAAAACUAGUAUUCCUCUGAGGUCGUUUAUCUUUGAUGUUAAACCAAAGAAGCAAAGACUAUCCUUAUUCUCUUGUAUCCAACCUUCCAUGUCUAAGAAGAUGAGGCCUGAUUCAUAGGUAACUUGAACGUCCUUUUCAUGUACUUCUACUACUACAUCAAUUAUGUUUAUUAUGGAUUUAAAUCUUUCCUUGCAUGGGACUCUU